Andrographis paniculata is the source of this 1680-nucleotide messenger RNA. Its product is annotated as phenylacetaldehyde reductase. The coding region runs from base 135 to 1163 and encodes 342 amino acids. NCBI's taxonomy places the organism in Eukaryota, Viridiplantae, Streptophyta, Magnoliopsida, Lamiales, Acanthaceae. The record is from RefSeq and is a predicted model, not a curated record. The transcript has 3 exons. Gene Ontology annotation, molecular function: oxidoreductase activity, acting on the CH-OH group of donors, NAD or NADP as acceptor.
UUGAGAUUUGAGAAUUCGAUGAUGAUCAUUAAGAAAUGAUUCCGACGAUCAUUGCAAAUGAGCAUUCCUCUCCAAAAACAUCUCACCAUCGUAAGUACAGAACAAUAAUUGAGUAGGUGAGAUAAGGUAUUGCAAUGGCGGAAGAGCAAACAAUGCCCAGCGGCGCCGCCGGCAAGCCGGCAGUGUGCGUCACCGGAGCCAAUGGUUUCAUCGGCUCAUGGGUGGUGAAAACUCUUCUGGAUCACGGUUACACCACCAUCCACCUCUGCAUAUUCCCCGGCUCCGACGCGUCGCACCUUUUUGCCAUCCCCGGCGCCGCUAGGCCCGCCGUCCGCCUGAUUACGCACCAAGUCGACCUCCUCGACUCCGCCGCCGUGGACACGGCCGUGGAGGGUUGCGGCGGAGGGGGGAUUUUCCACGUGGCGUCUCCGUGCACGCUGGAGGACCCCGUCGACCCCCAGAAGGAGCUGCUGGACCCAGCCGUGAAGGGUACUCUGAACGUGCUCGCCGCCGCCAAGAAGUACGACGUGUUGCGCGUGGUGCUCACCUCCUCGAUCUCCGCCAUCGUCCCCAACCCGAAAUGGCCUGAAGGCAAGGUGUUUGAUGAGGAUUCCUGGACUGAUCUUGAUUAUUGCAAGUCUCGUCAGAAAUGGUAUCCGGUGUCAAAAACUCUGGCUGAGAAAGCUGCCUGGGAUUUUGCAAAAGAAAACGAUGUUGAUGUGGUUUCAAUAAAUCCCGCAACAUGUCUUGGCCAACUUCUGCAACCCGGGUUGAAUGCUAGCUGCGCAGUCUUGCUGCAGCUGCUCCAGGGGUCGAAAGAUACACAGGAGUACCACUGGUUGGGGGCUGUACAUGUCAAAGAUGUAGCCAAGGCUCAACUACUGCUGUUCGAAACUCCUACAGCCUCCGGUAGAUACCUUUGCACCAAUGGUAUCUAUCAGUUUGGUGAUUUCGCGGAUAAAGUCUCGAAGCUCUUUCCAGAAUUCCCAGUUCACAGAUUCAGCGGCGAGACGCAGCCAGGAAUGGUGGCGUGCGAGGAUGCGGCGAAGAGAUUGAUCGGAUUGGGGUUAGAAUUCACGGCGGUGGACGAAGCCGUCCGCGACACGGUGCUGAGCCUUAAAGGUAAAGGCUUGCUCUUGGGACAGGGAAAGCCAUCAUCUUGAGCACUAUCAGUCGAAAUUGGAUGCAGGAAAGCUCAGUAACUAACUUAAUUUUAUCAUUGUUUUUCUGUCCAUGUCAUGAUCAUUGAUCAUGCUAUAUAUAUAUAUAUAUAUAAUUCGAAUUGGCUAAUUCGAACGUGAUGAUAGUUUGAUAUUGUAUUGUAAUGAAGGCAGGCACGUGAGUGUUGUGUUGUCCUAAAACGAGGCAGGAUUUGGAUUGGAGUUUGGAGUUUAGUUAUGGUUUGCUUUUGCUUAGUCUUUUCGAUCUCUGCUUAUCCUUAAUUUGCAGAGAGAAUGGAGGUGGGGAAGACGAUGCACAUGGAGUGCCUACCUGGCUUCUAUUUUAUGAUUCAUGAGAGAGAGAGGACAGAAAUGGGGAUAAAGACAUGAUCAUGUGUGUUGUGUUAAUCAUGGAGGUUCUUCUGGCAUUCCAUGUGCUUCUCACUCCUCGCCCCCACUGCUGCAAUCUAUCUCUUGUACUUUAUUUGAAUCAAUACAUAUACAUACAUACAUACAGAUA